AUGCCACUGUCACAAGGAUCUAUUGCAGCCAUACUCUCAUACCUGGACCCAUACCUCGACACCCUCGAAACGGGAUUCCCAACAUCAACACGCCCCAAUGAACCCUUGUUGACAAAGGAGCUCAAGCGCGCAAAAAUCGAGGCAACCCUCCAAAAGGACCCAGCCAUCUUUCUGACCAAGUGGGGCUCCGUCAUCCUCUACCCUCGGCCACAAGCGAAGACUGACGCCGGCAGCGAGGAGUGCAAUGGUGUCAGCAGCGGUGGUGCCUCACGCAAAGUUGACUCGCUCACGUCUGCAAAGAACAUUCUUGAUAUGUUUAACCCCCUCGCAGUUGACUAUGAAGUCAGGCAUCAUAUUACUAGGCUCUACCAACACCUACAACAGCUCAUGGAGCACGCCAGCUUUGAGGCAUCAAGGCAGCAGCAGCAGGAUCCGAGGCAGAUAUCAGGACAAAACAACGUCGAUGGCAAUAUAACCACAAUCAACAGUGUUCAAAAUCGAUCGCACGGCUAUAACCCAACCUCGACCACAAACUAUAUGGACACUGACCCUGAUUUGUCAGCACAACAACCCAAUGGCGAUAACAAGGACAUCCCAGAGGAGGAUCGCAAACCCAAUCCUGGACAGAACGACCUCUUUACACGAUCGACGCUUUCACAAAACACUCGUCGGAACAGACGUCUGAAUUAUUUGCUCCGCCACCUUGCGCCUCCGGAUGCCAGUGGUGAAUCCCCCGGUGUUACUGGUGGCCCGCCUUCUACGACCUCCGCCUCCAGUGCCUCACGAGCCAAGAAUCCUCCUAAAGGAUCAUCGUCAUCUGCAGGAGCGAGUCAGAGUCAAUCCAUGCGAGAUCCUCGCAAUCCGACCUUGGCCAGCAUAUUGUCCAUCUCUGGAUCCAUGUCCAACCUCAGUUUCUCGGAAUCGACAUAUUUCUCGGACGCAGAGAUGGAAGCCCGGGCACCAGAUCUGUACCAGCAGUACAUUGGCCGAUUCAUGGAUCAGGACGAUGACCAGGACUCACAAGGCGAGGACGAAGAGGAGGAAGAUGACCAAGGAGAAGUGACAGGGGCAGAGGAUGCAGACGACGAGCGGGAAGACACUGAUACCAGACAGUCUUCGGCAUCUCCUCAACCGUUCGGCAAGGAUGUUGGAUUGGUAGAUCGUAUCCUGUGGAAUAUUGAUCACCCGACAAGGAAACAGCAAAACAAGCAGCGUCAGCAAGAGCUCGCGAGUAGAGGGGCGGCGCAAGAACGCAAUGCAGGAGAGGGUUCUUCGUCAUCCCAUACCGGUAUAGGGUCUCUGGACCAGCAACAGAGGUCUGCUGCUUCACACGAUCGGACUGCUGCAGCAGUCGCACCCGCGGCUUCGGAAUCCGAGUUUGAGGAAGAAUUUGACACCGAGAGUGAAGUCGAUGAUGCUGACAUGGACGAUUCUACUCAAAGUCAGGAAAAAACAGCAGAGCAGGAUAUGGAAGCGGAAAAGGACGAUCGUAAGGGUCCAUUGAAGGACGUUGCCGACGACCAGAUUUUGGCCACGACCAGUGUCACGCCACCAAUCCCUCCAAGCCCGAUCCCUGGCGUCGUGUCGUCAACAUUUGCAUCAUCAGCCAUGACAUUGGAGCAGCCCGAGAGUCGAGCUCGAUUUGCGGCUCUGGAGAGCGGGAACGGAUUAGGUUCUUCAGAGGACGAGGCACCCGAGCUAGAUCAGGAAACCAAAGAACGGAAAGAGGACCAGGAAACGCUUCGACAAGAGUUUGUGUUGUUGAUGAAACAGCGGUUCUUGGACGGACUCGAUUCGCAAUUUGAUUACUCCUUGGUCGACUUUGACGAGGACCUGGAUGAUCUGGAGCAGGAGGAUCAUGAUGUGGAAGACCGGUACUUUGACGCGGAGGAUGAACACGAUAGUGACGAGGGUGAUGAUGGUGAGAUAUUGGACGGACAACUGAGUUCGAGGCGGCAGGUGGGCAGAGCUCCUGGCUCUAACCACCGGAGGCGAAUGAACUAUGACGAGCGAGUUCAGGCAUGGGAGAACAGUGCACAGAAUGGAGCUGGUGAAUAUGAUUAUUAG
Linnemannia hyalina is the source of this 2067-nucleotide messenger RNA. NCBI's taxonomy places the organism in Eukaryota, Fungi, Mortierellomycota, Mortierellomycetes, Mortierellales, Mortierellaceae. The record is from the annotation of a GenBank genome assembly.